This is a messenger RNA of Hyphopichia burtonii NRRL Y-1933, 654 nucleotides long. Its product is annotated as snoRNA-binding rRNA-processing protein. Gene Ontology annotation, biological process: rRNA processing. The record is from RefSeq and is a predicted model, not a curated record. NCBI's taxonomy places the organism in Eukaryota, Fungi, Ascomycota, Pichiomycetes, Serinales, Debaryomycetaceae. The coding region runs from base 69 to 620 and encodes 183 amino acids. The transcript has a single exon. Gene Ontology annotation, cellular component: small ribosomal subunit; Mpp10 complex; small-subunit processome. Gene Ontology annotation, molecular function: structural constituent of ribosome; rRNA binding; snoRNA binding.
GAGCAGCCUACUACUACCUUUUCUGAAUCUUUGAAGAUAGUAAACAGUGAUACAUCUAGUGCUUGGAAAUGGUUAGACAGCUCAAACACCACGAGAAGAAGUUAUUGAGGAAAGUUGAUUUCCUCGAUUGGAAACAGGAUCAAGGUCAUCGAGACCUUCAGGUGAUGAAUACUUACUAUAUCCAGAAUAGAGAAGAUUAUCAUAAAUACAAUAAAAUCUGUGGUGAAAUAAGAAAGUUGGCGCAUAAGCUUUCUUUGUUACAACCAACUGAUCCAUUUAGAAUAAAGCAUGAACAAUUAUUAUUGGAAAAAUUAUAUAAUAUGGGGAUUUUGGCAACCAAGUCAAAGAUAUCUGAUUUAGAAAAUAAGGUGACUGUGGCAGCUUUCUGUCGUAGAAGGAUAGGGGUUGUUAUGUGUCGUCUUAAGAUGGCUCAGACGAUAAAGGAUGCUAUCACUUUUAUUGAAGGUGGACAUGUAAGGGUUGGUCCAAACGUUAUUACUGAUCCUGCUUAUUUGGUUACUCGAAAUCUUGAAGACUACUUAACCUGGGUUGAUUCUUCCAAAAUUAAGAGAAACGUUCUUAAGUAUAAAAAUAAAAUUGAUGAUUAUGAAUUGUCUUGAUCUGGUAUUUAAAUUUUGCAUUCUCAUAUUUGGG